Messenger RNA from Pelmatolapia mariae (spotted tilapia), 759 nucleotides. Its product is annotated as dehydrogenase/reductase SDR family member 11-like. The coding region runs from base 4 to 759 and encodes 251 amino acids. The record is from RefSeq and is a predicted model, not a curated record. NCBI's taxonomy places the organism in Eukaryota, Metazoa, Chordata, Actinopteri, Cichliformes, Cichlidae. The transcript has 7 exons.
GUGAUGGAGCGCUGGCGGGGCAGAGUGGCUCUGGUGACCGGAGCCUCGGUCGGCAUUGGGGCGGCUAUAGCCGUAGAGCUGGUCCGACUCGGUAUGAAAGUGGUGGGCUGCGCCAGAGAUGUCGGAAAAAUGCAGAAACUGGCAGCAGAGUCUAAGAGUGCCGGCCAUCCUGGUGUUUUGGUGCCAUUCAAGUGCGACUUGACCAAAGAGGAGGAGAUUCUGGCCAUGUUUGCAGUGAUCAAAAAGCAGCACAAAGGCGUGGACGUGUGCAUCAACAAUGCUGGUCUGGGACAGCCAGAGCCGUUGCUGAAUGGCAAAAGCAGCGGAUGGAAGAACAUGAUGGAUGUGAAUGUUCUUGCACUGAGCAUCUGUGCACGUGAAGCUUAUCAGUCAAUGAAAGAGAGAAAUGUGGAUGAUGGGCACAUCAUAAACAUAAACAGUGUGGGUGGACAUCAGGUCUAUCCCCUUCCAGAUUUACAUUUCUACAUGGCGACCAAGUUCGCUGUAACCGCGCUGACUGAGGGCCUGAGGCAGGAGCUGCGUGCAGAAAAAACUCAUAUCAGAGCCACGAGCAUCUCUCCUGGUUUGGUGGACACAGAAUUUGUAUCACGGCUCCACAGCAAUGAACCUGAAAAAGUAGCUGCUUUGUACAGUGAAUUUAGGUCUUUGGAACCAAAAGACAUUGCCAGUGCUGUGACAUACGUGCUCAGUGCCCCGCCUCAUGUUCAGGUUGGCGAUAUUAACUUUGAAGCUGUGUAG